Messenger RNA from Gregarina niphandrodes, 244 nucleotides. RefSeq lists its product as hypothetical. The transcript has a single exon. The annotation marks the transcript as partial. NCBI's taxonomy places the organism in Eukaryota, Apicomplexa, Conoidasida, Eugregarinorida, Gregarinidae. Gene Ontology annotation, molecular function: aspartic-type endopeptidase activity. The record is from RefSeq and is a predicted model, not a curated record. Gene Ontology annotation, biological process: proteolysis.
AUGGACUUGAAAGAAGACACUUCGAACCUAGCGGUGUUGGAGAGUUUAGCCAAGUACUUCAACGACUCAUGUGAUAGGGUUAAAGAGCAGAAGGCUAAGGCCGCAGCGAAGAAGAACGAACCAAUGGCAGGUGCGGUCAAUGUCGCGUCUGAACAAGAAAGCGGAGGUCUGUAUGGACGUUUUGUUAUAGCCGACACGCAGGUGACGUGUCUAGUUGAUCCUGGUGCUGACAAGAACAUCAUCA